Molecule: messenger RNA, 1743 nt
Organism: Nanorana parkeri
Lineage: Eukaryota; Metazoa; Chordata; Amphibia; Anura; Dicroglossidae
Product: Fc receptor-like protein 6
Exons: 9
Coding region: 1-1743 (580 amino acids)
Biological process (GO): cell surface receptor signaling pathway
Molecular function (GO): transmembrane signaling receptor activity
Source: RefSeq, a predicted model, not a curated record
AUGGAGGAACUUCCACAAUGGAAAUUCUUUUAUGGAAGAACGUCCAAGGCACCGUACGCUUCAAAGAAUCUCCAACAUGUCUUCACCACAUUAGGAAUGUCAAUGAAUCUGGCAAAAUCUGAGAAACCCUGGACCUAUCACUGGUACAAAGACAACCAACCGAUACCUGGAAACCAACAGAACCUUCCAAUAACAUAUUCAAGAGAUGAGAACAGUGGAGAUUACCGGUGCGGGAUCAGUGUCAGUGAUAUCAGUGAUCCCGUCACUCUAAAUGUUACAAGCAAGCUCUUCUCUCCUCCGGGUAUAAAAGUGACCACGAACAGGGUAAUAGAAGGAGGAGACAUGACGGUGACAUGUGACACCAGACUGGAUUCGCUUCGAGGUGGUACAAAGCUGCUGUUUGCCUUCUACAGAGAUGAACGGACUGUACAGGAGUUCAGUGUAUCUGAUACAUACAGAGUGCGGUCAGCUCAGCUGGAGGAUUCUGGGAAAUAUACCUGUGAAGUGAGGACGGCGACUGACACUGUGAGGAAGAGGAGUGAUGAGUUCUACAUCCGGAUAUACGAAGGUGCCAUCAGACCGGUGGUGACCUUCACACCCAACUGGGGGAAAAUACUACAGAAUGACUCCGUGACUCUAAUAUGUAAUGUGACGUCUACUGUACCAGAGGAACCCCGGACCUAUCACUGGUACAAAGACAACCAACCGAUACCUGGAAAGCAACAGACCCUUCCAAUAAGAUCUUCAGGAGUGGGGGACAGUGGAGAUUACCAGUGCCGGGUCAGUGGCAGUGAUAUCAGUGAUCCCGUCACUCUGAGUGUUAUAAACAAUUAUCUCAUUCUGCAGAGACCUCCAUCUGCCUUUUAUGAAGGAGACCCCCUGACUCUGAGAUGUCAUCAUAUGAAAGUUUUUACUGGCCUUCCAGCAACAUUUUACAAGGAUGAUGAAGAGAUAAAACCACAAUCCCUCGAUGAGUUUCAUAUUCAUAAAGUCGAUCUAAACACAACUGGACAUUAUAAAUGUACCAAAGAGAUAAAUCGUGUGGAUUAUCCUGAGAAGUACUCAGCUGAAUUGCCUGUCACUGUGAAAGAGCUCUUCUCUCCUCCGGAAAUAAAAGUGCAGUACAGGGUAAUAGAAGGAGGGGACAUGACGGUGAGAUGUGACACCAGACUGGAUCCGCUCCGAGGUGGCACAGAGCUGCAGUUUGCAUUCUACAGAGAUGGACGGACCGUGCAGGAGUUCAGUGUAUCUGAUACAUACAGAGUGCGGUCAGCUCAGCUGGAGAAUUCUGGGAAAUAUACCUGUGAAGUGAGAACAGCGACUGACACUGUGAGGAAGAGGAGUGAUGAGUUCUACAUCCGGAUAUAUGAGCUCUUCUCUCCUCCGGAUAUAAAAGUGACCCCGUAUUGGGUGAUAAAAGGAGGUGACAUGACGGUGAGAUGUGACACCAAACUGGAUCCGCUCCGAGGUGUCACAGAGCUGCUGUUUGCAUUCUACAGAGAUGGACGGACCGUGCAGGGAUUCAGUGUAUCUAAUACAUACAGAGUACAGUCGGCUCAGCUGGAGGAUUCUGGGAAAUAUACCUGUGAAGUGAGGACGGUGACUGACACUGUGAGGAAGAUGAGUGAUGAGUUCUACAUCCCAAUAUAUGAUUACACAGCGCACAAUAUAAUACGGCUGGUGAUCUCUGUAUGUGUAUUAGUUGCUGCUGUAUGCUUCAUCUACUUCCACAACAAGUGGUAG